UGAGGCUAAAGUAGCUUAGUGGGAUGACAGCGGGAGGAAGCGGCGUUACAGCGACUCACUGACCCUCAUUGCUCCGACAUUACUCUGGUGUACUGUGCCAGUUAUCGAUUAGGUGAUGGGUGACACUCAUGGCGAGUUUAUUGGAGGCUAUUAGCUUCCGCGCUCUCGUUGGUUAAGCAGCGCAGCGGGUUUUUUUUUUUAAGGAUAGCUCGCGGAGCUAAGCUAGCGGGCGGCUCAUUGGCGAUGGUCCGGAGUCCUUCACAAUAAAAGCCCGAGAUGGAAAACUGCGAUGGGGAGGACGUUGUUGAAACACCUGAGCUGCCUCUGGAGAUCAUAGUUUACAUCCUGAGCUUUCUUGAUGCUUCAGACAGGAAGGAGGCCUCGCUGGUCAGCCGCAGAUGGUACAGCGCCAGUCAGGACUCGCGCUUUCAGAAGAACGUCACUUUCUGCUUCCCCGCCUCAGCCUCGGCCCUGGAGCUGAUCCGGGGUCUGGGCAGAAGGUCACGCUGCAGUCUGAUCAUCACACAGCUCGAUGGGUUGAGUAUGUCCAGAACGCUGCUUCAGGAGGUGGGUCUGUGCUUGGGUCCUAAUUUGGAGAGCUUGGCCCUGCCUGGUAGCAGCAUAACAGAGGCCUCUCUGCUGGCCCUCCUCCCUCACCUCACCUCCCUCCGCAGGCUGGACCUCGGGGGCCUGGACAGCCUCUUCAUGUCCGGGGCUUUCCUCUCCAGGGAGGAGCACAGGCAGCAGGUCAGGUCAGCUCUGUCCGGCCUGGAGGAGCUGGGACUGUCAGACCUGCGCUACCUCUCCGACCUCACCUUCAGUCGGCUCACCGGCUGUACCCCGCGCCUCCGCCGCAUCUCGCUGGCCGGCUGCCAUAUUGCUUUUGAGUUUGACCCGUAUCGAGGGUGCCCGGUGGGAGCCGUUGAGGAUUCGUCCGCAAUGCUGUCGCUGAGGAUCUUGCGGAGGUUCUUAACAGAGCAGAAAUCCACUCUUGUAGCUCUGGACCUCAGCAGAACCUCCGUCACCCCAGAGUCUCUACGCACCAUUGCACAGGUUAAUGAUUUGGUCCUAGAGGAACUGUUUCUGCAUGACUGUAAGGAGCUGACCGACUACUCAGUGGAGAUUCUGGUGAAGCACCAGCCAAGCAUCCAGAGACUGGACAUGAGUGCCUGCACUUCGCUGACCAACAGGUCUGUACUGGCCAUAGCACGGGGCCUGAAGACACUGACACACCUCUGCUUGUCCCGUGACUGGAGGAUCACUGAAUCAGGCCUCGCUGAACUUCUGUCUGUGUCGUCCCUGAAGAGUCUGGAUCUGUCUGUGUGUCUGCACAUCAGCGGGACAGAGAUAGUGAAAGGCUUGACGGGAUCCAGCACCAGACCACAGCUGGAGACACUCAUCCUCAAGAGCUGCACCUACAUUAGAGAUCUUGCAGUUUUCUCUCUCACCCAGCUUCUUGGGGACACUCUCCGUGAGCUAGACUUGACGUCAUGUAUUGAUGUGACUGACCUGUCUGUGCGCUCUAUAGCCACCUUCCUGCGGAGGCUGGUAGUUCUGCGGCUCGGCUGGUGUAAAGAAGUCACAGACUGGGGGCUGCUGGGGAUGGAGGAAAGAGCCACAUGUGACCGUGAUCAGCAGACGGGUCUCAGCUUCACCCGGACCUUUGGCAACAUGGGCUUCUUCAAGCCUCCUCGUCUGCCGUUCGAGGAGCGACCCAAGGUGGUGACACAGAAUGACCUGGAGCAGUUCAAACAGCAGGCUGAAACUUCACUUUUAGCUCUCAACAGGCUGCAGGAGCUGGACCUCUCUGCCUGCCUCAAACUCACUGACAGCAGCAUCACACAGGUGGUGCGUUACCCAGACCUCCGCCAACUGUCUCUCUCCAUGCUGCCGGAGAUCACCGACGCCAGCUUGGCAUCAGUAGCCAGGCACUGCCGCAGCCUCACCAGCCUGUCUGUCAGCCACUGCCCGGGUGUCACUGACCGCGGGGUGGAACAGGCUGCACCGUGUCUGCACAGACUGCAGCAUCUCAACCUCUCCAGUUGUAAUAUCACUGACAGAUCCUUGCUCUGCCUGGUGCAGCACUGUCGCCGUCUGCGAACACUCGACAUCUCAAGGUGCAAAAACAUCUCAGCAACAACUGUACACCUCCUCCAAUCACAGCUGCCCAUCUUGGAAAACGUCCACUACAAACUAACUGAUCCGCCCUUCCUAUAACGCAACCUGCUGACCAAAGUCUGCUCCGUGAGUUCAACUUUUUUUGCAAAAGAACUGAAGGGAAUGUUGAAAAGUGAAAACACACUCAUCACUGAGGGUACGGGUUUGAUUUUAAAGUCAGGCAUUUCAAGGUGCUUUGUACAUUUACGUUUAAAAUCAGUGGAAAUCCUAAAUCCUUGAAUCCUUGUAAUGAAAAUGUGGAGCUAGAUGUCACAGAGAAUCUUUUUGAUUCAUCAGUUAAUCAAAAUAUUAUCGAAAUCACAGUAUGACCAAAUGCAAUAUCAUCUUCUUUAUUUUUACCAUAUUGUGUAAUUUACAUAACAUAGGUUUUUUAAAUUCUUAAUAAUAUAUAGUGUAAUUUAUAUACUGAAUCAUUAGGAACUAAUGGGACUCAAACUGAAAGAUGCACUGUGGAAUAAUUCUUACAUUUAGUCCACAACUAUAAUGACAUUAUAUUCCAAUUUUCUCCUUUGUUUUGGGCUCUAAAACUUCCUUUUAAAUGCUCUCGAUUGAUUUGUUUUUUAAUAUCUCAUAUCGACAUAAGGAAAUAUGUUUUUAGCAAUGAGUUCUGUGUUGAUACCAUUGGUUGAUACAGGUAAGGGGAAAUAGUGGUCCUUAAAUACUCUUCAGAUAAAAAUACAGCUAAGGUGAUUUAUUUUGCACGGUGUCUUUCAGAAGAUGGAGAUUUGACCUUUUUAUUUUUGCUGAUGGAAGUCAGCAGCGUCCCUCCAUGUUCUGCAUUCACGGUACUUUGAAUUAUUUAAGGGUUGUCUGAAAACUGGCCGGCGUUAUCAGGAGACGAAAUCAUAACAUCACAAAAUGUUUUCACUGGAAAUCUCUGAACAUUUGCUGUUUAUUACUGGAUACUGCAGGCAAACUAACUUGAAUUCAUCUGAAGGACGUCUAAUGGAAGAGAUAUCCCUUUACACUGUAUGACCAUGGUUGAAUAAUUGUACUUUUCUAACACUGUAUGAGUCACUGUGACGGAUCAAGGAUACAUAGAUGUUGAUUUUAUAAAUAAAACCAAACGUACAGAC
Dicentrarchus labrax (European seabass) is the source of this 3254-nucleotide messenger RNA. RefSeq names its product F-box and leucine rich repeat protein (gene fbxl9). The transcript is spliced from 11 exons. Gene Ontology annotation, molecular function: protein binding. The record is from RefSeq and is a predicted model, not a curated record. NCBI's taxonomy places the organism in Eukaryota, Metazoa, Chordata, Actinopteri, Moronidae. Gene Ontology annotation, biological process: SCF-dependent proteasomal ubiquitin-dependent protein catabolic process. Gene Ontology annotation, cellular component: SCF ubiquitin ligase complex. The coding region runs from base 277 to 2217 and encodes 646 amino acids.